GAGUGGGGGGAGCUGGAUAGGGCAAGAAAAGAACUGAGAAAGAGAGAGAUAGUGUUGGGUUGUAGGAGGGGAGCAAAUGGCAGGAAAGAAAUCGAGAAAGGUAGAUCUGGGCUGGGUAGGAGAAGAACUAAAGGUGAGACUGCUGGAUUGGAAGGCAUAUGCUGGAAGAAGAUCCAGCUUCAAAAGACAGCAGUCUUCUGCAGUAACUAAUGUUAUUUUUCUCUGACUUCAUCUUGACCUGUUUUCUUCUCCAACAUGAAAUUGACAUUUCAGUCAACCAGUGAAGAGCUUUUUGUCUUUCAGAUAUUAUACUAAACACCCUUGUCUGGAUUCCUGCAAAACCCUCCUUGAAAAUUCCCAGAUAUUAUUUGUCAAUAUUCCUGUGGAUACCAUUUCCUAAAUGCCAGAAUACGUUUGCAAAAGUGGAAGGAGGGUUCGGAAUUGUGUUUCUUUUGAGCAUAGACAAGAUAGGCGGACACAGAGAAAUCUCACCAUCACAAACAACACAAAGCCCAGGUCCCAGUUCCAAAUUCGCGCCCUUCAGCCAGAUUCCUGUGAUUGAAAAUUACGUGUGCCAAUUAAGUUCUGUAGGUGACUAAAUAGAGUUUUUCUUCCCUCUGGUGCGUCUGGAUUCAUUUGUGUCCCUAUCAAAAGGCUGCACUAAAUCAGUUGCUGAGAAUGUUCCUGAGUUGAAAGGCUCUGACAUUUCGCCAGUUUUAUCCGUUAUUGCAUAAAUAGGGGCGGCUCUCUGACACGGUGUAACGCCUUAACAAAACACCAAUGUGGGAGGAUUUCCUGCUCAUUGUCCAGGCACCGUUCCUUCACAAGCAGAAGGAGGAGCAGCCACGGAUGAAUGUGUCUCCGCUGAUUACAAACGGUGAGAAGGAAGCAGAUCAGUUAAGAAGUGGUUCGUGAGGUCAGGUGUUGCACAAUAAGUCUUCCAGUUAACUAGGCGAGGUUAAAAGGAACCAUGGGAACAAGACCCCAGAGAAUUUAAAGGGAGAGCAGGAAAAAGAACCAGAGCCAGAUGGAAUCAGAGACAAUUACAACACAGAGGAAGGCAGUGGAUCCAUUGUGUGCAUAUUGGACCAAGGAGAACUAUCCAACAUGAUUAUUCAUCCUAGUACUCAGUCCAGAUAUUCAGCUCAUCCAAGUACUUUUCAAACAUCCUGUGGUUUUCUGCUACCCGUAUUCUACUCCCAUUUUGAACAGGGAGUUGCAGACCCUUGUCUCAAUUUUGUGAGAAAUGUUUUUUACCUAAAUUCACUUCUGGUAAUUCAAUCAAAUCCACUUCAUCGAUGGUAAUAUGUGAAGUAUCUUUCCAUUCUCAACACUGUCCGAACAUUGAGAAGAAUUGUAACUCAACUCAAUUCCUACUCUUGUUAUCUUAUCCAUCUAAGCUGCAACUUAGGUCUAUGUGAUUCUGAAGACAUUUGAAAAAGGCUAAAAUGUAUAAGGAAAUGACGUGGUCCCCAACUAACAAAUCAGGGGACAAUAUCUCCAACUGCCCACUGAUUGAUGAUUUUCGAAAUCAAGUCUAUUCCACAGUAUACUCCCUAGUUUUUGUGGUGGGCUUGUCAGGCAAUGCCUUUGCUGUAUAUGUGCUGGUGAAGACUUUUAAACAAAGAACAGCUUUCAACAUUUACAUGCUCAACCUGGCAGUGUCAGAUUUGCUGUGUGUAUGCACCUUGCCCAUGCGAGUGAUGUACUACAGUUACAAAGGUAGAUGGAUCUUUGGGGACAUCUUGUGCAGAAUCACCUCUUACUCUCUCUAUGUCAACCUGUACUGCAGCAUUUACUUCAUGACUGCCAUGAGUUUCACCCGAUUCCUGGCCAUUGUGUUCCCUGUUAAAAAUCUGAAAGUAGUAAAUGUUAAGAAGGCCAAGAUAGUCUGUGCAGUGAUAUGGAUCUUUGUCACAUUGACAAGUGCUCCAUUCUUGAUGUCAGGCUCUCACGUUCAUGGAAACAAAACAAAGUGCUUCGAACCUCCAUCUGUUGAUCGUAAAGGGCGUCUGAAAAGCCUUUUGAUCAUGAACUACUUAUCUCUGGUUUUGGGCUUCAUCCUACCCUUCUUCAUCAUUCUUGUUUGUUACACCUUUAUCGUAAGGACCUUAAUGAAAAGCACAGCAGCCAUUCAUAAGAAGAAGGCAUCACGUCGAAGAGCAGUACAUCUAAUCAUAAUUGUGCUUGCUGCCUUCCUGAUCAGCUUCAUGCCGUAUCACAUCCAGCGUACAGUACAUUUGCAUUUCUUGAACCAGGGAGAGAAGAACUGUGAUGACAUAGUUUAUAUGCAAAAGUCAGUCGUAGUCACACUCUGUCUGGCUGCCGCAAACACCUGCUUUGACCCACUCUUAUACUUCUUCUCAGGGGAAAACUUUAGACGAAGGCUCACAAUUUCUUUCAGUAGAAAAUCAUCUAUGUCAAGCCAUCAAGUGUCAAACAAAAGGAAACGCUCGUUGAUGUUCCAAGAAAAUGACAAAUCUGAUGAAAAUGCUGACACCACUGCGAGGUCAAGCAGAAGCAACAACAACAACAACAAAAACUAAAUCCAAUGCCGUAAAGCUUUGGAACAAGCUUUCAAAGUGGGAAAUAACUUUUGUUGCGAUUGUGUUUCUAUUAUGCAAAACAAAUACAAACCAAACUUUUUCUGUUAAUUCCUCCAAUUCAAUCAUAGGAACAGCCGAAUGAUACCUCUUCAUUGGUAACAUUUACAACAAAGGCAUCCCAGAAUCCAUGAUCCCUUAAAAAUGCAUUGUCUCCACAAAAACAACUUUUCACUUAUUUACAGGUGCUGUUGUAAAAUGUAUCUAAAAUGCAAAGGCUGAAUUAGGUUUUUCUUGUCAAGAUUACUGAUUGGAUAUUUUAUGUGCCCUCUACAUUCUGAUUGAUAUUGGUAUAAUGAUGAUUGCUUCAAAAAGAUUGGUGGUGAUGAUUCUGGGACUUGGGGUUUCACAGAUUCCAUAGCACCACAACGUCCGAGCUUCCUUCCAUUGAACAGAAGUUGAAAAUGAAAACAAAAUCUGAGAGGGGAUAUAAUCUAAUUUAAAACUCUGAGCAGUCUCAAACGUGGAUUUUGACAGAUUGUUUGAGCAGGAUGUUGAGCCGGGUCUAGAGGGCACAGGUUUAAGAUUAACAAGGAUCAAAAAAAGGGAUGAGAGGUGUUGAUUCACUUUAGCUACCUAUUUGUCAACGUUCACUGGAAGUGUUUAUGACUCAGGUCUCAUUGGGCCUUGUCUGUGAUGUCACCUCACACUCAAACUGUCUGCUGAUAUCUACACUUGCCCUAUGUCCCGUGUGAGUGUGGGUGAACAUGUGAUGCCCAUCUUUGGCAAUGAAGGCAAGGGAAAACGACAACUGCGGGGCUACAUGAAGAACAAGAAAAUAGUCAAUCACAUUAAUGCUGAUAGAAACAGCCUUUUUCCUUCAUUUAAAAAAUGCCUAGAUUUAUUUUGUUUAAAUUUAAAUAUGUACAUAAAUUUGUUCGAGACAAACUGAUUUCUUUCUGUUUCGAAACAUAAAAAUAAUGGUUUAUCAACAUGGUCUCAUUGCAAAAAUAAAGGAAGUAAAGGGUGCACUGGAUGAAUUCCAGUGACCCUUCAUGUACAGUAUUUUACUGAAAUUAAAGCUUUUCAGAGUAAUGAAGUAAAAUUGUCCAAAACAAAAACCUUCGAGGGAAGGAAAAGAUACAGGACUGUUACGCAAAAUGGAUAGAUAUGGAGUUAAUGUUUCCCCUGACAGAGGCGUCUAGAACCAGGGGUCAGAGUUCCAAAAUAAGGAUUUUUUAUGUCAAGCAGAGAUGGGGAACAAUAUUUUUGUCUUGUGCAAGUAAAGACGAUUGUGGAGACUCAGUUGCUGAGUAGAUUCAAGGCAGAGCUUUUUGGAUAAAUUGGCACUGAGUUAAACAAUCAGCCAUAAUCUUAUUGAACAACAGAGCAGGCACAAGGACCAAAUGGCCUACUCCUAUUCCUUAGGUAGGGGCAUAGAGUGAUGACUGCUAGGUUAACUUUUUAAUCCAUUUCCCAUAGCUCAUUGUUGGGGCAUCCAAACUAUGACUCAUAAACCUCUGCAGUCCACCUAAUGUAGCCAGGCUAUGUAGUCCUAUCUAAUUUGCAAACCAAUUGGGAAUUCAAUCAGUUUGAUUAAAUAAAGCUGGAAACCUUAAUAUAAUUAUUUCUAUUGAUGAAAUAUCAUUGGUGAAUAAAUGUUAAAUAAAACACCAAGAGCUAAUGGUAAGCUCAUCUUGACAUUAGAAAAAAUUAACUUAACAUUGAUUCAGACUUAAACAUCGUGCCUGAUGGUCCACGAAAUUUUCUCUCGAAGUGUUUUGGACACUUUUGCUUCAGUGUAAUGCACUCAUAAUAAAUAUGUAUUGUAGUUUUAUAAUAUUCACAUUGAAAAUGCACUGACUUCUAAAUGUAUAGCAGGUUAGCAUGUUGCACUUAGAUAGUGGCAAGGCUAUUAAUGUUCAUAAUUCUACUUAUCACAUCAUCAGUGGAUUCAAAGAAUUGACAGCUGCAAUGAAAUAACUGGCGAACAUCAUGUUUUUAUACUUGUGUAAUAGCAUUCCAUCUUCCUAAUAUAUCGCAUUGUCAAUCGGAUUAAAAUUAACACAAUUAUUUCUGGAAAGUGGUUGCUGGCCAGAACUGCAGAAUUCACAAUAGAUAAAACAUCACAGCUAAUGAACUACUGCUGUUUAUUGUUUUGGUUCCAUCUUACAAGGAAUUGUCCUGUGUCCCACACAGUGAUACUUCUGCACGGAGGCAGAUAAUUAAAAUCAUGGCUAAAGAAAUGUCAGAUCAAUUUGGUUAAGGGAGAAAAAACCUAGUAUCUUUGCUUAAUUUCACAUGUGAUUUUGUAUAUUUUAACCAUAAGGGAAGUACCUAAAAAUGUGAAAUACACUUACAUUGGUGAAUUUGUCAUUAAAGUUAUUUUGAAACAAUAGAAUUGAAGGAACACCCACACCCACUGUAAUUUUGUCAUACUGAUUUAUGAUGUCUCACGUCAUUAGAAUUGCACAAUUUAAUGUCAUUAAACAGAAAGCAAGUUUUAUCAUUAAUCAAUUUUUAUAUAGCUUUUCUCAGCAAGGAAAAAAAUAAAUUUAGUUUACUUUUCACAUU
This is a messenger RNA of Pristis pectinata (smalltooth sawfish), 5117 nucleotides long. RefSeq names its product cysteinyl leukotriene receptor 1 (gene cysltr1). The coding region runs from base 1449 to 2546 and encodes 365 amino acids. Gene Ontology annotation, molecular function: leukotriene receptor activity. The record is from RefSeq and is a predicted model, not a curated record. Gene Ontology annotation, cellular component: plasma membrane. Gene Ontology annotation, biological process: G protein-coupled receptor signaling pathway. Lineage: Eukaryota; Metazoa; Chordata; Chondrichthyes; Rhinopristiformes; Pristidae. The transcript is spliced from 5 exons.